AUGAUAAAGAACCUGCCUGCAUUGCAGGAGACCCAGGUUCAAUCUCUGGGUCAGGAAGAUCCCUUGGAGAAGGGAAUGGCAACCUACUCCAGUAUUCUUGCCUGGAGAAUUCCAUGGACAGAGGAGCCAGUUUCUCCUUGGGAUGAGAAGGCGUGCUCUGCGACCAUAUCAAGCGUCAUCUUCAAUACUUACUUCAUAAUAGUUAUUUUCAUCUCAGGAGUGGGCUGCUGCUCUUCGAUACUGGCCACUCCUGAGACCCACGCUGAAGAGGAGGCCAUUCUGACUCUGCACUCACUCAGCAUGUGGACUAUGAAUGAAAGAUUAGACAGGAGAUAG
Rangifer tarandus platyrhynchus (Svalbard reindeer) is the source of this 336-nucleotide messenger RNA. Lineage: Eukaryota; Metazoa; Chordata; Mammalia; Artiodactyla; Cervidae. The record is from the annotation of a GenBank genome assembly.